This is a messenger RNA of Pygocentrus nattereri (red-bellied piranha), 1072 nucleotides long. It is a transcript of the gene pfn4, whose product is annotated as profilin family member 4. The record is from RefSeq and is a predicted model, not a curated record. Gene Ontology annotation, cellular component: cell cortex. Gene Ontology annotation, molecular function: actin monomer binding. NCBI's taxonomy places the organism in Eukaryota, Metazoa, Chordata, Actinopteri, Characiformes, Serrasalmidae. The coding region runs from base 94 to 504 and encodes 136 amino acids. The transcript is spliced from 4 exons.
UGCUAAGGACGCUCAGUGGGGUGGUAGCCGACGGAGGAGGCUCAGGCUCGGGUUCGGGUUCAGGUUCGGGUUCGGGUUUAGCGCGGAGGAGAAAUGAACCCGUUCCAGAAUUUGAUCGUCGACUGUCUCAUUAACACGAAGCACGUCGAGAGCGCCGCUGUGCUCGUAGCUCAUAGCGGCAGCGUAGCGGCGGCAUCGCCGGGACUGCGGGUCCGUCCUCGGGACGCGCAGGCGCUCACAGGUGCCUUCAGGCGUCUGGCUGCAGUGCGAGAGCGCGGCUUGGAGAGGGGUCUGUCCGGGAGCUUCAGCUUCCAGGAGGAGGGGUUCGGCUGUGUCCGAGCGGACAGGAUCUCCAUCUACUGUAAGCGCGGAGGCCGCGGCCUGCUGCUGGUCAGAACCGGCCUCUUCAUCAUAGCAGCCACUUACAGCGAAGACAUGCUGCCCGGCGUCUGCGUGGAAGCCGUGGAGGCGCUGGCUGAAUAUCUGCGGCAGAAGGGGAAAUGAAACCCAACACCAUGGAAAUGGUUCAAAUAAGCAUCAUAUUAGAAGCAAGUGGGUAGAAAAAAAGUGCCCGAAAGGGCUAAAAGUAAACAAAGCCUGACUAAAUUAGACUAAACUAGACUAAACUACACAAAUGUAAGAUGUCAUCGUGCACAGUUUGGCUGACUGAUGUCUGUGAGUGAGAAAGACAGAAGAACUUGGUUCUGGAUUCUUGUAAUUGUGAGAGUUUAUUAAACAGGUCCAGAUGUGCAUCAUAAGUUUGAUCUGAGAGACCGGACCAACACAUUAACCCAGCGUAGGCCAUGAAAUCUUUCACAGAAAGAAAAUCCCAAUCCACAGAGACAGAAAGACCAGGUUCUGGCCCAGGAUCUCACUAACCCCUAAUAAACCAGUCAGAUUAGCUUUUACACAAUGCAAGUCCAGGUAACCAGAGUUCAGUGAUGACCCAGCGGUUCUGCUCAGGGUUCUACUCAGGGUUCUGCUCAGGGUUCCUAGACCAAAGAAAACGCUCUUGCAGAGACACCAACAGUCACUCACAGUGUGAUGGUUUGUAGUGGUUUACACUCAACAU